AUGCCGAACCUAGAGCCACACGUGCGGUGUUCUCCGCACCACUUUGUUGACCGUGCGUCUUGUCUUGCCGCCUCGCCCUGGGCUAGUACUAGGGCGUCCAGUCGGGCCAAUGAGAGCAGUGCGGCGGACAGGGCGUCCAGUCGGGCCAAUGAUAGCAGUGCGGCGGACAAGCAGCCGUCGCAUGGUAGGGACCCCGGGUCGUGGCACGGCAGUCGCAGGGACCAAGUGCACUACACCGGCGGCGCUGCCUCCCAUAAAAGGCAAGGCAUUUGGCGCCUCUAUACUUUCCUUGGCGUCUUUACCCGCGACCGCAUUGGUCCUGAAAGCAACUCUGCCCUUCGUCUCGUUCCAUCUCCUCGUUAUUGGCCAAUCGUUCAUUUCUUCCAAUGCUUUUGGCGUUCCCCAUCUCACAACCUCCCCUCUCCUGGCGGCUUCCCCCUUCUCACGUCUCUCCCGACGUCCCCCGCGUGUGAGGCCAGGCAGCGAGAGGAGCCGAGCGAGUCAAACAGCAACAAGGCCAAUCAGGAGAAGAUGCGCUGCGACCGACUCAACGACAGGUGCGACGCUGCUGCUGUCUGCUGGGUGCUCUCCAUACUCCAUCAUCACUCGCUUUCGUCCUGCUGUUCGAGGAGUUGGCGCGGGCGCUGGAGAGGAGCGAGCUGGCUGCGCGCGGACAGGGGGAGCAUUCUGGUGGACGCCGUGCGCGUGCUGGCGCAGCUGAGGGCGGAGACGAGCCGGCUGAGGGGCUCCGCGGAGCACAUGAGCGAGCAGAUCCAAGAGCUCAAGGCGGAGAAGAGUGAGCUGAGGGAGGAGAGGGCGCGCCUGCUGGCCAACAAGCAGCAGCUGGAAGACGAGGUCCGCCGCUUGUGUCAAAUUAUAUGA
Messenger RNA from Closterium sp. NIES-65, 882 nucleotides. Lineage: Eukaryota; Viridiplantae; Streptophyta; Zygnematophyceae; Desmidiales; Closteriaceae. The record is from the annotation of a GenBank genome assembly.